Messenger RNA from Hippoglossus stenolepis (Pacific halibut), 3343 nucleotides. RefSeq names its product protocadherin alpha-8-like. Gene Ontology annotation, molecular function: calcium ion binding. Bases 319 to 2748 code for a protein of 809 amino acids. Gene Ontology annotation, biological process: homophilic cell-cell adhesion. The transcript has a single exon. Gene Ontology annotation, cellular component: plasma membrane. The record is from RefSeq and is a predicted model, not a curated record. Lineage: Eukaryota; Metazoa; Chordata; Actinopteri; Pleuronectiformes; Pleuronectidae.
GGAGAAAUUAGGAAGUUUAAUAACGCCCAGUGUUAUUAUUGUUAAUAAAUCAUGCAGUUUUGACAAAUGUCCACAUGGAGACACUGCAGACCAUCACAUUUGGACUUGCUAUUUAAUGUCUUAGGGCUCCGCCCAAAUUCAGCGGGUGAUGUGGGCUUUGUUACAAAGAGAGGUCGGACGACAAAGAACGGUCGUGUCUUUUGGUCGUGAAAAUGCUGACAUCUUUGCUUGGAUUAUUUUUUUGGUGACCGUGGUAUCAUAGUUUCUGUAACCUAUUAUUCAGAUUGGCCUGCAUGCUCCUUCUCGACGUAAGGAAUUAUGCAUUUACCGAGCAGAACGGGCUCUGUGUGGAUAUAUCUGCUGUUCGUGCUGCUGGAUUGUUACUGGGAGCUGGUGUCCGGGCAGCUCUCUUACUCCGUCUCAGAGGAGGUGAAUGUCGGGACUGUGGUCGGGAAUAUCGCUAAAGAUCUAAACAUCAACGUCCAGGAUUUGGAAUCCCGCAUGUUUCAGAUCGUUUCUGGAUCAAAGAGGAAAUAUUUCGAGGUAAAUCUAAAGACUGGUGUCCUCUACGUUAAUGAGAAAAUAGAUCGAGAGGAACUCUGCGGCGACGAAGCUAAAUGUUCACUCAGUGUAGAAGCUGUUAUUAAUAAUCCAUUAAAACUGUACCGGAUUGAAGUUACAAUCUUAGACGUGAAUGAUAAUUCACCAUCAUUUCUCAGCACGUCACAGAUAAUCAAUAUUACUGAGAACACCGCGGCAGGGGCUAAAUUCCCCCUCCAUCCUGCUCACGACCCAGACGUCGGUACAAAUAAUGUUAAGAAUUACAAGCUUAGUCAAAACGAACAUUUCUCCCUUGACACACAUCAAGGAGAAACUGUAACUACGGAAUUAGUGCUUCAGAAAGCUUUAGAUCGAGAAAAACAGUCUGUAGUUCGACUCACGCUGACUGCGAUUGAUGGAGGAACUCCUGCUAAAUCAGGCAGCAUCAUAAUUAUAGUGAAUGUGUUGGACAUUAAUGAUAACGCUCCUAUAUUCAAUAAAAAACUGUAUAAAGCCAGCGUUCAUGAAAAUGUGAAAAUAGGCAGCUCGAUAAUAACAUUGAACGCAACAGAUUUAGAUAUGGGCCCAAAUGGACACGUGUCAUAUUCAUUUAGUGACAUAGGUCGAGGAAAACAAACUGAUCUGUUUUCCAUUGAUGAAAAAACAGGGACUGUCACAAAUAAAAAGAAUAUCGACUUUGAAGAGAACAACGCUUUUGAGAUAAGAGUUCAGGCCAGUGAUGGAGCUUCGUCUCCGAUGACAUCACAUGCCAAAUUAUUGAUUGAAGUCUUAGACGUCAAUGACAAUGCUCCUGAAAUUUCAGUGACGUCACUGUUAAACACCGUGAAAGAGGACGCAUCCAUCGGCACAGCUAUUGCUCUAGUUUCAGUAUUUGAUAAAGACGGAGGUAAAAACGGGAUCGUGAACUGUAAAAUUUCAAAUAACGUCCCUUUCAAACUUGAGUCGAAUUAUAAGAAUUACUACUCGCUGGUGGUGGACGGUCCUCUUGACAGAGAGAGCGCAUCUCAAUACAAUAUCAGCAUCACUGCUACUGACGAGGGGAGCCCACCUCUCUCCAGUACAAGUGUAAUUACUGUACACGUGUCAGAUGUAAAUGAUAACAGACCUGUAUUCACAGAAUCUACCAUUAAUGUCUAUGUGAGAGAAAACAGUCCAGUAGGAGCAGUUAUAAAAACAGUGUCAGCUUUUGAUGACGACAUCGAUCAGAAUGGUCAGGUGAGAUUUUCAUUUUUACAAAGUAACAGUGACACGUUACCAUUAUCUGCAAUGGUUAACAUCAACUCAGAGACAGGAGAUAUAAUCAGUCUGCAGUCGUUUAACUUCGAAGAGUUGAAAACGUUUCAGUUUAAAGUUCAGGCCACAGACUCUGGUGUUCCUCCGCUCAGCAGCAACGUGACUGUGAACGUUUUUAUCCUGGAUGAGAAUGACAACAGUCCUACGGUUCUUUCUCCAUACUCUGAGCACGGCUCCGUUAACAGUGAGAGCAUCCCCUAUCCUGCAGAAGCAGGAUACUAUGUGGCAAAGAUCAGGGCUGUAGACGCAGACUCUGGAUACAACGCGCUGCUUUCUUAUCACCUCUCUGAGCCCAAAGGAAACAACCUCUUCCGGAUCGGAACCAGCACUGGGGAAAUCAGGACUAAGAGGAGAAUGAGUGACAAUGACCUGAAAACUCACCCCUUGGUGGUGCUGGUUUCUGAUAACGGAGAACCCUCCCUGUCAGCUACUGUGUCUAUAGAUGUGGUGGUGGUUGAGAGCACAGCUGACAUCCAGACUCAGUUCAGACAUGUGCCCACAAAGGACGAUGGCUUCUCUGAUUUAAACCUGUAUCUGCUGAUCGGCAUCGUGUCGGUGUCAGUCAUCUUUCUACUGAGCCUCAUCACUUUAAUAGCUGUCAAAUGCCACAGGACAGACAGCAGUUUCAGCAGGUACAGCGCCCCAAUGAUCACCACCCACCCUGACGGGAGCUGGUCUUACUCUAAAGCUACUCAGCAGUAUGACGUCUGCUUCAGCUCAGACACGCUCAAGAGUGACGUAGUGGUUUUCCCCGCAUCGUUUCCGCCUGCAGAUGCGGAGCUUAUCAGUAUUAACGGAGGAGACACUUAUAGCAGGACUCAGACUUUACCAAACAAAGAUAAGGUAAGACAAUAUUUACAUCAAGUAUUUGAACAUUUUAAGCAGAUAAUUUAAUAUAUAUAUACCUGUUUUACAAACGUUAUUCUAAAACAAUGGGGACACUAUGUUGCUUUGAAAAACGACGUUCAGUAAAUAUGAAUUCUCAAUUUCACUUACGGUGGAAUACACACAAAGUACAAGAAGUCAGGUCUUUUUCUUUUAUGUACUCUACUAUGACAUAUUACAAAUUUGCCUCAGGGGGCUUCACAAUAUGUACAGGUUCCUUUGUGUCAACCUUUACAGCCUCAAAAAGCAAUAGGGGAAAAUACUUUGGCCAAAUGAAAUAAUCAACAGCACGAACAACGUGUUGGGGAUCCCUUAGGACAAGUACUCGAGGUUACUGUCUGUGCUUUUGUAGUUUAUAUUGCAAUCACAUCUUCCUUUUUAUUUGUUGGUGGUAUUUAAAUUUCUGUAAUUUCUUUGCGGAUGAUUUUUUGUCUGUGCGUGUCGCUGUCUGUGGUGCUGAACACAACUCAAAAGGCUCACUGGCAAUUCCAGAUUCCCAGCACCUAAUGCAAAUGAAAAACUUUGUUUGAAUGCGUCGUUUUCACAUAAGACAUUUACAAACAUCUUUUUGUAAUUACCGCUGAACAGUAUGUAACAGUUUUCA